Mesocestoides corti is the source of this 1749-nucleotide messenger RNA. Lineage: Eukaryota; Metazoa; Platyhelminthes; Cestoda; Cyclophyllidea; Mesocestoididae. The record is from the annotation of a GenBank genome assembly.
AACGCCUUCAUGAUAAUCGACGACGAUCAUCGCAUGAAUCUCUCAUUGGUAGCAGAGUUCCUCAAGAGUACUUCGGCUGAGACAAUGCGAAAAUCCAUUUCCGGCUUCAUCGCUAAAUACGACACGGCAUAUAGGUCACCAUCAAAGAAAUGGUUUUUAUCUUACCGCGAAUUCCCAUGGGAUUUGAUGUAUCAAUAUCCUCGGGGAUUUUCCCAAUUCAUUGGAGCUGACAUCGUCGACGACAUGGCCAUCGCGAGUGCAUACACGCGGUACAAUUAUGCACCGGAGGAUGUAUUUCUUGGAAUGGUAGCAUUCAAGCUCAGCAUCAAUUUGCACAAUGUUCAAUCAAUGUCAUAUCCCCUCUGGAGCGAGGAGAGCAACCAGAUACCGUUUCCUCUCAUGCUGACCUCCAAUAUGCUAAGGAGGAAGACGAAGCUUGUGAUUGGUAUUUUGGUUAUUGGUCUGAUUUUUCUCAGUUCUCUCAGGCGUCAUAAGUUGAAACAGAAGCCUGAAUCGGAAAUUAAGGUCUCCCAGCUUUUGCUUACACAGGCAAACUGCAAAUGGCCACCAAAUUUGCCUGAGGACAUCAAGUCGGAGGAGAGUGAAUACAACAUAACGCUCUGUGUACGACUUAGUCCCGAGGCGACAGUAAGAAAGACGCCAAAACUGUAUCCACUUGUGAAUCUCUUUCACAAACUUAAAAAACCACGCAAGGCUUCAUAUGAGGACCUCAAAACGCUACCUCGAAGAUUCUGGAAAUUGGCGAAGUACCCAGAGGUGUACAAUACGUAUCCACAGGAUGUACCGUUGAAGCAAAUUAUCGAAGCCAUCAAAGCAGGUCUUCCUGUCUCCGAUAUGCCUGAAUACAAUUUUCCCAUGCGCAUUCUGAAAACCAGCUCAAAAGUGUGUGCACGUGACACACAACACGACCUCGUCAUCGUAGUGAAAAGUGGAAAUCUGUGGUGGGACGCCAGAACAGCAUUUCGUGAGUUCAUGCAACGCGAGAAAGCCCGCAGUCCUCAGCUCAAGGUGGGAGUCGUCUUCAGUCUCGGAUUGCCACGCAAACACGGUGGCAGAAUAUUCAAUCGUGAUGGCCACAUCAUGAGCCUGGAUGGAACGGCUGGUGACAGGUUGGAGGAAUAUGACGGCAAAGCCGAUGUAGUUAUGGAACACAUAAAUCAGGAAAUCGACCAAUUCGAUGACAUACUGCUGGGUGACUACGAAGACACGUAUUUCAAUUUGACGUGGAAGACCGUCACAAACCUGCGAUGGCUGUCGGCAUUCUGCGACAAACACCACGUCAACGCCUUCAUGAUAAUCGACGACGAUCAUCGCAUGAAUCUCACAUUGGUUGCAGAGUUUCUCAAACGUACUUCGGCUGAGACAUUGAGGAAGUCCAUUUUUGGUACCAUUGCCAAAAACGGAGUUCCAGGAAGGAUAUAUUCAACGAAGUGGUUUCAGUCGUAUGGCGAGUGUCCAUGGGAUUCAAUGGCACCGUAUCCACGUGGCUUUUCCCAAUUCAUUGGAGCUGACAUCGUCGACGACAUGGCCAUCGCGACUGCCUACACGCGUUACAAUUAUGCACCGGAGGAUGUGUACCUCGGAAUGGUAGCAUUUAAACUGGGCAUCGAUCUGCGCAACGAAGUGUCAAUGUUUAACCACCGUCUAUUCGACAUCAAUCUCCUGAAGAACCACACUCCCAUGGUUGCACUAAGCCAAUUUUUUGAAGGAGCCCCCUUCCUUAGUUGA